Prorocentrum cordatum is the source of this 612-nucleotide messenger RNA. The record is from the annotation of a GenBank genome assembly. Lineage: Eukaryota; Dinophyceae; Prorocentrales; Prorocentraceae.
AUGGCCCACUGCAGCGGCAUCAGCUGCAUGAAAGGGUCGCGCAUUUCCGCGGAGUGGCGGAGCCAUGAGCUCGCGCGCCGCGAGCUCGCGCAACACUACGUGGAGCUGCAGCGCGAAGAGGCGGCGAUCAUUGAGGCGCAGCAGCAGCGGAGGCGGGAGCACCACGCCGAGGCCGGGCAGCGCGGCACGCCCGGCGCGCUGGACCCCCUGCGCAGCAUGCCAGUGGGCCAGAUCAGGGAAUUGUACCUGAAGGGCCAGCUUGAUGGCUUUGAUGUUCUGCGGCCAGAGCUGGUCUUCUUCAAAGAGGACAUCCCGCUGCCAAAGGGCGGCGGGCCACCUCCCGCGGGGGCCUCCAUCUUCGACCAGCUGGACGCAAACCACGACGGGGUGAUCAGCAAGGAGGAGCUCGAGGCCCUGGACAAGGACCACGACGGCGUCAUCACCCGUGCCGAGUUCGAAGAAGCCGUCGGGAAGUGCGACUACCUGGUCGACAACAGCAGGCUCGGGACGGUACGCGGGGGCCUCGCGUACCGCCACAGCAAGAACCUGGACGACAAGAACUAUUCCGCGGGGGAAGACGGCGGACCGCCGUGGGGAAGCAUCGUCGCCGGG